Messenger RNA from Halichondria panicea, 1485 nucleotides. RefSeq lists its product as uncharacterized. The record is from RefSeq and is a predicted model, not a curated record. The transcript is spliced from 8 exons. Lineage: Eukaryota; Metazoa; Porifera; Demospongiae; Suberitida; Halichondriidae. The coding region runs from base 554 to 1012 and encodes 152 amino acids.
GCUCCAUCCUGGUGUCUGUUGUGCAGCUCUAGUGUGUGUGAGACUGGGAGGUGUGUCUGGUGCAGCUGUUCUCACGGCCUCCUCCAACCAGUACCUGCCCUCCGUACUCUCCAGGGAGAACCUAUCUCCUCAGGGUCUCCAUGGUGACAUGGUGCUGGUGGCGGGCGUCAACACUGGUACGACCAAGGUCAAGGUCCGUCUGAUUCAACUAUCAGCUAUUCCUGGCACUUCAGGAUUCAUCACCAGGGCAUGUAUGACAACAGGCAUGGGAGAAGGCGUGGCAGCUAGGGUAUGGAGCCUGAUAUCAUCAAGUUACUAGUCAUUGAGAACAUGAUGCUACAACCCUCCAUGGAUAUAUGUACAUUCUGCCACGUACUGUCCUUUGUCGAGUAUCGGGUGGAGAGGCGGAAGUAUGGGAGGUCAGAGGUCAGCACCAUACCAUCAGAGCAGUAUUCAUUGGAGCUGACCAAUACAACAGUGGGGAGACUCCACUCACAGAGGUCAAGGGUCACCGGACUGGAACUUCAAUGUACGUGGUGAUCGUCCAAUCAGAAUGCUCUACCCAUGCACCCCCCCAGACCUCCUCACUACAACACAAGGACUCAGAUACUCCCUGAGUGUCAAUUUCUUCCUUUCUCUCCUCCUUCGCAAUCCACCAGAACUGACGUCUAAUGAAAUACUGCUCUUCAAUCACCCUCUAAACAAGGGCGCCCUCACUAUAACCCACGGCUCUGAUCAUUCCAUUGACUUACUUGACUGUUUGCAGCACCCAGACACUGGUGAGGUUCAUGACCUCCCGACCCUCAUAACCAAGCACCAGGUGGUGGAGAUCAACGACCCAGUGCAAGUGACCCCCAAACACCUCGUCAUUCUCUGGGACCCCCAAACAGAGUUCAAAUACCAGCACCAAUUGAAUGUUCAACGUCACUAUCCUGAGCUGUACCAAUAUUUAGAAUACAAAGUGCACGUGACUGAAUGGUCUUGUGAGGUGGAGGGGAUUGCUCACCACUAGGACCAAGGGGAAGUCCCUAGUGGUAGCCAUGGAUACCAAAAACACGGCUCACUUUGAUAAAACGGAGCCACGGGGCAGACACUGCGUUGUGACGUAUUUGUAGCCUCAAUUGAGCGUAUUGAGAUCACAACUCGUACGAGGGAGCUGCUGUUGGGGGAGGAGCCCGAGCGUUUCAGUGUGCAGGCUUUUUACGAGGAAGUCUCGUGCAUGGACAAAGAUGAUGUGUACAGUUUUGGAGUGCUUGCUUGUGAAGUGGUGAAUGCCAGAUAUCCUGAAGCUGCUGUAUUUCUUGGUUUGCUAUCGAGUAUGGAAGGUGUAUGGCGGGAGCUCCACCCACUCAUCACCUCCUGUGUCUCUCACUCCCCUCAGGACAGACCCUCCAUGGACACUGUGCUACACCACAUCAAACAAUUGGACUCUGAGUCUUAGCAUUGGUGCAUGAGUGUGUUAUUAUUAAUUUGUGUAAAGAAAUU